This is a messenger RNA of Meriones unguiculatus (Mongolian gerbil), 888 nucleotides long. Its product is annotated as vomeronasal type-1 receptor 4-like. The transcript has a single exon. Bases 1 to 888 code for a protein of 295 amino acids. Lineage: Eukaryota; Metazoa; Chordata; Mammalia; Rodentia; Muridae. Gene Ontology annotation, cellular component: membrane. The record is from RefSeq and is a predicted model, not a curated record. Gene Ontology annotation, biological process: G protein-coupled receptor signaling pathway. Gene Ontology annotation, molecular function: pheromone receptor activity.
AUGUUGAUUAAAGAAAUAAUUUUUCUCUUUAUGACUAUGGUUGGCAUCCUGGGGAAUAAUUCUGUUUCUGUGAAUUAUAUGUUCAGUUUAUUGGAAGGCUCUGAGAAGAAACCCAUACACCUUAUUCUGAUCCACCUGACUUUUACAAACAUCAUAUUCCUUUUUGCAAGAGGAUUGCCAAAGACAAUAAGAGCUUUUGGGUUGAGAAACUUUCUAGAUGACAUGGGCUGUAAGAUCAUUGUUUACCUGGAGAGGGUGGCCCGUGGCCUCUCCAUCUGCACCAGCAGUCUCCUCACUGUGGUCCAGGCCAUCAUCAUCAGUCCCAGAGCAUCUGCGUGGAGGAGGCUCAGACCAAAGUCUCCAUGGCACAUCCUUCCAUUCUUCUCAGUCUUUUGGAUACUCAAUGCGUUAAUAAGCAUGAACCUAAUCCAUUCCAUCAAAAGCAUAUGUCUGAAUAUAUCACAGCUUAAGGAUGACUACAACUACUGUUAUUUUAUGCCAGAAAGUCAGAAAAUAAAAUGGAUUGUUCUUCCUCUCAUGGUCCUGAGAGAUGCAGUGUUCCAGGGUGCCAUGGGAGGGGCCAGUGGCUACAUGAUAUUUCGUCUCCACAAGCACCACCAGCAUGUCCUGUACCUUCAGAACUCCAAGCUGCUCUACAGAACUCCCCCUGAGCUGAGAGCUGCUCAAAGUGUCCUCCUUCUCAUGCUCUGUUUUGUUUUCUUCUACUGGACAGAUUGUGCUCUCUCUCUAUUUUUAAGUCUCUCUUUGGGAAACAAUUCUUUGAUGAUAAGUAUUCAAGAUUUCCUGACCAUUGGUUAUGCAGUCCUCAGCCCCCUUCUGUUGAUUCACAGGGAUAAACUUCUCCCUGAUUGUUGGCAUGCUCGAUGA